AUGGUAAUACUGUACAACGACACCGGACAAAAAAUGCAAACCAUACAACACAACAAAGAAGGUAAGAAGUUGUUUAGGGAUCCUCUCUACAUAACAGAGAACCACAAUGGAGAUAUCAUUGUGUCUGACUUGGGCCUAAGUGCUGUAUCUGUAACAGAGCGUGGAGGAAGUCAUCGAUUCUACUACAGUAGAGGUAUAUCUAGGAAUCGAUUUAAUCCACGAGAAAUCUGUACGGAUGCUAUGUCACACAUCCUGGUCUGUGAUAUUGAAACCGAUAGAAUAAACAUGAUUGAUAAGGACGGUAACUUCCUAUCAGAAUUUUUAACAAACGAGCAAGGGAUAGACCAACCAUACUGCCUGCAUGGGUUAUAA
Molecule: messenger RNA, 372 nt
Organism: Saccostrea echinata
Lineage: Eukaryota; Metazoa; Mollusca; Bivalvia; Ostreida; Ostreidae
Exons: 1
Coding region: 1-372 (123 amino acids)
Source: RefSeq, a predicted model, not a curated record